This is a messenger RNA of Purpureocillium lilacinum, 186 nucleotides long. Lineage: Eukaryota; Fungi; Ascomycota; Sordariomycetes; Hypocreales; Ophiocordycipitaceae. The record is from RefSeq and is a predicted model, not a curated record.
AUGUGGCCUACAAGCCUUACGUGCUUCAACACUUCGACACUGCACGCGCCACACCCCGCACCGUGGCACCGCCUCAACGUCACAAUUGCAUCAGGGGCAACAAGCAGAAUGCUGGAGAUUGCGGCGUUGCAGCGCCAGCUCCAGAGGACAUGCGUAAUGCAGGUCCGAAGCCGUGAACAGGGCUGA